This is a messenger RNA of Acanthochromis polyacanthus (spiny chromis), 1925 nucleotides long. RefSeq lists its product as uncharacterized. NCBI's taxonomy places the organism in Eukaryota, Metazoa, Chordata, Actinopteri, Pomacentridae. The record is from RefSeq and is a predicted model, not a curated record. Gene Ontology annotation, molecular function: transmembrane signaling receptor activity. Gene Ontology annotation, biological process: cell surface receptor signaling pathway.
AUGCCACUGCCAGUGAUCGACCUCGGUUCUCAACUGCCGCCGGUCUUGUUGCCAAUUCCAUCGCUGCCUCCGACACCUCUGAUGGAUGAGCCACCUGAGAUAUCGGAGACACAGCCUGAACCUGAAGUACUGUGGUGCCGAGACCUGCAGCCUGCUGUGACCGUCCAGGCAGCGACAGAUGUCAUCGACCGAGCCGUCACACAACCGGCUACGCCCAAACUGGCUGCUGUGCAGGGUGUCCAACGACCCGUGAUGCCUGCAGUAGCAGUUGUGCAGGGUGUCCAACGACCGGAGGUACCUGACCCAUCGGAGUUACAAGUGAUCGACAGCUGGGAGCAGUCACUGGGUGAUGUUUCUGCUCUCACUGAUGAGCUGCAGAACAAACCAGGUGAAGCUGAACCUGAGUCCAACAGAUCUCAGUUUUUUAAAGAGAUUCUGUCUCUGAGCUGUGAGGAUGAAGACAGAUCUGCUGGAUGGACUCUGAGGAGAAACACCACCAGAGGAACCAGAACUCAGUGUGGAGAUGGAUGGGGAACAUCUGGUUCCAGCUGUACCAUGACCUACAUGGUUCCAGGUGACAGUGGAGUUUACUGGUGUGAGUCCAUGGAGGCAGCAGCCAGUCAGAGCAUCAACCUCACUGUUUCUGGUGGAUCAGUGAUCCUGCAGAGUCCUGUCCUCCCUGUGAUGGAGGGAGAUCCCCUCACUCUGAGCUGUCAAUCAAAGCAGGACUCCCCCUCCCAGCCUUUCUAUAAAGAUGGCUCCCUCAUCAGGACUGAGCCCGGAGGUCACAUGACCAUCCUCCAUGUUUCCAGGUCUGAUGAAGGCCUCUACAGGUGUAACAUCAGCAGUCAUGGAGAGUCUCCAUCCAGCUGGAUCUCUGUCACAGAGAGCGAUCCAGCUGCAGUCUACUCGGCAGUGAAAGGAAGAGAAGACGUCACUUAUGGACAGAUGGUCUUCAAAGACGGUGGAGGCCGAUCAAAGACCAGAGACAGAGAUCCAGCUGCAGUUUACUCAGCAGUGAGAACAGAAGAAACCAGCUAUGGACAAAUAGUCAUCAGACCAAACAGGAGCAGAGAGUUUCCACUGGAGCCUCAGGUCAUCUACUCAUCACUGAAGUAGUCCACCAGUCCAACCAGUGAGCUACUGACCUCUAACUGGUCCACACAGCCAGUCACAACACAGUACAUUCACUUUUUAUGGAGAUUUUAAAUGUUCUCACUCAAUUAGAUUCAUGCAAAAGAGUGAAGAAACUGCAGAAACUAAAGACUAAAACCAGAACAUCUUAAAUGUCUCCUGCUGAACAGAAUGUAAUGGUAACUAGUCGUUCUGUGUUCUGGUAAUUAUAUCUUAUUUAUGCAGCAGCGAUCAGGUUUCUCUGCAGGAUCAAUAGUUUGCUUGCUGUUCUUCUCAUGUGGUUCUGUAGGUUUCAGACAUGUUGGAUGGAAACUUUGACUGGUUCUGGUUGGUUGUGGCUAACCGAGGUGUGUGUCUGUUCAGUGUAGAUAGCAAAGGAGACACCUACAGAAACUACAAGUGCAGACUAUAAACAGCAUCACUUUGAAGCUGAAAACUCUGUACAGAAGUGUUUUUUCUUCAUGUGUUUGAAGAGUUUUGAUUGUUUAGUUGAUGAUACAUCUCCUUGUUUAGUUCAGAAGCUGUUCAAACUGAGAACGCUCCCAUCCAGAGAAGCCGUAAAUGAGCUUCUUAUCAUGUAUAAAAUAUCCAGAAUAGAAUAAAACAACACUGUGAAGUUUGAUGUUUGUGGUUUUGCUGUGAGGUCUGUUGAGCUCAUUAUCAGGACGUCUGCUUCAGUCAGCCUGAGAACAUUCAGAGACAUCAGCAUCUCAGCUUUCACACAUUUAUUCCAGUUCAUUUACUGUGAUCCUCACAGACAAGUAGAAAGAGCAUCAUCUGCAUAGAAUGAA